Suillus subalutaceus is the source of this 669-nucleotide messenger RNA. RefSeq lists its product as uncharacterized. Bases 196 to 540 code for a protein of 114 amino acids. The transcript has a single exon. The record is from RefSeq and is a predicted model, not a curated record. NCBI's taxonomy places the organism in Eukaryota, Fungi, Basidiomycota, Agaricomycetes, Boletales, Suillaceae.
CAGAACUUGAAAAGGUACCAGAGCGUGCGUGAGAUGAAUAUAUGAUAAACUGUAUAGUUGUCAAUGCAAAUCUUAAUUGUAUCUCCCCAAUAAAUGAACAUUAGAAUUAGGUGUUUGUCUAUGGCUAAGCGCUAAGCAAGCAACCUUCUUUCUGUCGUCCCACAUGCAGGCGACGUUGAGCGGCUGUUCUCGGACAUGGGUGGCACUCAAUCAGUGAAGCGCUGCAAUCUUUUAGUUGCAACCUUUGAAACAAUCGCAAAAAUCCGUGCAAACCUUCGCUUUCACAGCCAUCAGAAGACACUCGCUAGUGGGAAGUCUGUUCGUCGCCAUCACGUACACAUGCAUACCCGAGACGAGCCUGGUGUCAACCUCAAUACGGCACAUCACCUCGAAAACACAUUUGCAUUCGAGCCACCGCUUACAAUCCAAAGUAACAUCGAUGACCUGCUUGCUGGCCCAGAAGUCAUUUCAGUUGACGAGAUUGACGCAGAAUUUGAUGCACUCGAGGUAUCGGUUUCGAAACGGGAGGACUGGAUGUGAAUGGGCGGUAGGAAAUACGCGUUUAAUGACAAGGAGAAAGUCACGCAAAAAAUGACAUGUUGGUUAUCUUAUCUUGUCUGUUGGACUUCGGUCUGAAGCAUGCCAGUCAUUUCUCACCAGCAUUAUUGG